Cololabis saira (Pacific saury) is the source of this 1968-nucleotide messenger RNA. Its product is annotated as protein NLRC3-like. The transcript is spliced from 2 exons. Bases 1 to 1968 code for a protein of 655 amino acids. The record is from RefSeq and is a predicted model, not a curated record. Gene Ontology annotation, molecular function: protein binding. NCBI's taxonomy places the organism in Eukaryota, Metazoa, Chordata, Actinopteri, Beloniformes, Belonidae.
AUGUUGGUUGCAGUUUGUAAAAAGCAGCUGAAGUCUAAGCUGCAGAAGAAGUACCAGUGUGUGUCUGAGGGGAUCACUGAAGCAGGAAACCCAACCCUUCUGGAGCAGAUCUACACGGAGCUCUACAUCACAGAGGGAGGGACCGGAGAGGUCAACAAAGAACAUGAAGUCAGACAGAUUGAAGCAGCUUCCAGGAAACCAGACGGAGCAGAAACAGCCAUCAGACAGGAAGACAUCUUUAAACCCCCACCUGGAAGAGGAGGACCAAUCAGAACGGUGAUGACGAAGGGAGUCGCCGGCAUCGGGAAAACAGUCCUAACACAGAAGUUCAGUCUGGACUGGGCUGAAGGCAGAACCAACCAGGACAUCAAGUUCCUGCUUCCAUUCACCUUCAGAGAGCUGAAUAGGCUGGGCGAGGAGAAGUUCAGCUUGGUGGAACUAGUUCAUCACUUCUUCUCUAAAACCAUAGAAAUUUGCAGCUUUGAAGAGUUCCAAAUCGUGUUCAUCUUUGACGGUCUGGAUGAGAGUCGACUUCCUCUGGACUUCCACAACUCUACAAUCAUCAGUGACCCCAGAAAGUCCACCUCAGUGGACGUGCUGCUGACAAACCUCAUCAGGGGGAACCUGCUUCCUUCUGCUCGUCUCUGGAUCACCACACGACCCGCAGCAGCCAAUCAGAUCCCUCCUGAGUGUGUCUCCAUGGUGACGGAGGUCAGAGGGUUCACUGACCCACAGAAGAAGGAAUACUUCAGGAAGAGGUUCAGAGAUAAGAAGCAGAGCAGCAGGAUCAUCUCCCACAUCAAGACAUCACGGAGCCUCCACAUCAUGUGCCACAUCCCAGUGUUCUGCUGGAUCACUGCUACGGUCCUGGAGAACGUCCUGGAAACCAGAGAGGGAGGGGAGCUGCCCAAGACCCUGACUGAGAUUUACAUCCGCUUCCUGGUGAUCCAGGCCAAACUGAAGAAGGUCAAGUAUGACGGAGGAGCUGAGACGGAUCAACACUGGAGUCCAGAGAGCAGGAAGAUGGUGGAGUCUCUGGGAAAACUGGCUUUUGAGCAGCUGCAGAAAGGAAACCUGAUCUUCUAUGAAUCAGACCUGAGAGAGUGUGGCAUCGAUGUCAGAGAGGCUUCAGUGUACUCAGGAGUGUUCACCCAGAUCUUUAGAGAGGAGAGCAGCCUGUACCAGGACCAGGUCUUCUGCUUCAUCCAUCUGAGUGUCCAGGAGUUUCUGGCUGCUCUUCAUGUCCAUCAGACCUUCAUCAAGUCUGGAGUCAACCUGCUGCAGGAACAGAGAAACACCUCCAGGUGGUUUAAAACAAGAGCAGAGACUGACCUCUGUCAGACAGCUGUGGACAAGGCCUUACAGAGUCCAAACGGACAUCUGGACUUGUUCCUGCGCUUCCUCCUGGGUCUUUCUCUGGAGACCAAUCAGAACCUCCUACGAGGUCUGCUGGAACCAAAACAAAGAAGUUCACAGAACAAUCAGGAAACAGUUGAAUACAUCAAGAAGAAGAUCAGUGAGGAUCUGUCUGCAGAGAGAAGCAUCAACCUGUUCCACUGUCUGAAUGAACUGAACGAUCGGUCUCUGGUGGAGGAGGUCCAAGAAUCCCUGAGAUCAGGACUUCUCUCCACAGAUGAACUGUCUCCUGCUCAUUGGUCGGCUCUGGUCUUCAUCUUACUGUCAUCAGAAGAAGAUCUGGAGGAGUUUGACCUGAAGAGGUUCUCAGCUUCAGAGGAGGCUCUACAGAGGCUGCUUCCGGUGGUCCAAGCCUCCAAGAAAGUUCUGUUGAGUGGCUGUAACCUCUCAGGGAACAUCUGUCCACUUCUGUCCUCAGUUCUCAGCUCUCAGUCCUCCAGUCUGACAGAACUGGACCUGAGCAACAACGACCUGCAGGAUUCUGGACUGGAGCAGCUGUGUCCUGGACUGGAGAGUCCACACUGUCACCUGGAGGUUCUCAAGUUAGUAUGA